Messenger RNA from Fomitiporia mediterranea MF3/22, 201 nucleotides. RefSeq lists its product as uncharacterized. The coding region runs from base 1 to 201 and encodes 66 amino acids. The record is from RefSeq and is a predicted model, not a curated record. Lineage: Eukaryota; Fungi; Basidiomycota; Agaricomycetes; Hymenochaetales; Hymenochaetaceae. The transcript is spliced from 2 exons.
AUGUCCUACCAUUCCUCAAUUGGCAGUUUCUGGAUUUUCUUUGCUGCUUAUAGGAAUGCAUACCAAACGAUUGUAAUAACAAUCAUAACGAUUCUCGCUCCGAAGAUGCUUAUCAACCUUCGAGCAGAGUAUUACGGUCCGGUUGGGAUUAUUGCGACUCAGCUUUCAUGGGAUGCUCAGGGUGCUGAAUAUUCUACCUAG